This is a messenger RNA of Dendrobium catenatum, 2038 nucleotides long. Its product is annotated as lecithin-cholesterol acyltransferase-like 4. The record is from RefSeq and is a predicted model, not a curated record. Gene Ontology annotation, molecular function: glycerophospholipase activity. NCBI's taxonomy places the organism in Eukaryota, Viridiplantae, Streptophyta, Magnoliopsida, Asparagales, Orchidaceae. The coding region runs from base 314 to 1900 and encodes 528 amino acids. Gene Ontology annotation, biological process: lipid metabolic process. The transcript is spliced from 11 exons.
AGACGGUCAAACCGGCAAUCUUCCUUCGUGAUUUUAACCAACUCCUCCGCUGGAUUUCUCCCGGAAGAAGAAAGGCGCGGUUCCGUAUUCCAACUUCCAUUUCGUUAGCGUCCUAACCUUUCCUUUCCUCUCCUCUCUCCGGGAUACAAGUUCGAAACCCUAGACUGAUCGGUUUCUUGGUCACGUUUCACUUGAUCUCUAUCUCCUCCUCUUCGUUCUGUAUUAGGGAUUAGCUGGUAGAGCUCGUUCAACUUGUUCUGGUUCUUUCUAGGGAGUGGCAUUGUUUUCGGUGUAUUUUUCUUUUGCUUGACACAUGAAGAUAUCGAAAUUGGAGGAGCUCAUGCAGGCGAUUGAGCUGUGGCUUAGGAUUGUUAAGAAGCAGACACCCCUUGUGAAUCCUAAUCUUGAUCCGGUUCUUUUGGUUCCUGGAAUUGCUGGUUCGAUUCUGCACGCGGUAGAUGCUGAUGGUAAACAGGAGAGAGUUUGGGUUCGGAUCCUUGGAGCUGAGUCUGAAUUCAGGGACAAACUCUGGUCGCGGUUUGAUCCCGCUACGGGGAAAACAACUUCUAUUGAUGAAAAGAUAGAUAUUGUUGUUCCAGAGGACAGAUAUGGUCUCUAUUCCAUUGAUGAUCUGGAUCCGGACAUGAUAAUUGGAAGUGAAUGUGUUUACUAUUAUCAUGAUAUGAUAGAAGAGAUGUUAAAAUGGGGAUUCCAAGAGGGUAAAACCUUAUUUGGCUUUGGAUAUGACUUUCGACAAAGUAAUAGGCUUCAGGAAACUCUUGAUAGAUUUUCUGCCAAAUUAGAGUCCAUAUUCAAUUCAUCUGGAGGAAGGAAAUUGAAUCUUGUAACUCAUUCCAUGGGUGGCCUGUUGGCAAAAUGCUUUCUAAGUUUGCAUGCUGACGUUUUUGAGAAAUAUGUUCAAAACUGGAUAGCAAUUGCCGCACCAUUUCAAGGGGCACCUGGAUACAUCACAACCAGCCUCUUAAAUGGGGCAUCUUUUGUGGAAGGUUGGGAGGAAAAUUUUUUCAUUUCUAAGUUGUCCAUGCAGCAUCUGCUGAUUGAAUGCCCGUCCAUUUACGAACUGAUGGGAAGUCUCAGUUUUAGCUGGGAGGAAAUUCCGCUUUUGCAAAUUUGGAGAGAAAGACGUGAUAGUUCAGGUCAAGUGCAUGCGUUGCUGGAGUCUUAUGAAGCAGAUGAAGUUACAGCUAUAAUGAAUGAAGCUCUAUUGGGCAAUAAUAUUUCUUGUGAUGGCAUGAAAGUUCCUUUACCAUUCAACCUUGAGAUUUUGAAGUGGGCUAAUGAAACAAGGAAAAUUUUGUCAAAUGCUAAGAUUCCCGGAACAGUUAAAUUUUACAAUAUAUAUGGAUCUAAUAUCGACACACCUCACACUGUCUGCUACGGGAGUGAAAAAGCUCCUAUUACGGAACUACAAGAACUGAUGUCUGCCCAGGCCAAGUAUAUAUGUGUUGAUGGAGACGGAACAGUUCCAACAGAGUCAGCCAAAGCUGAUGGAUUUGAUGCUGCGAUAAGAGUUGCAGUUCAUGCGGACCACCGAGGAAUAGUCUGCGACCGCCAUGUGUUCAGAAUACUGAAGCACUGGUUGAAAGCCGGCGAGCCCGAUCCUUUCUAUAAUCCCAUCAAUGAUUAUGUUAUCCUUCCCACAGCUUUUGAUAUCGAGAAGCGAGCAGAGGAGACCAACCUUACAGCACUCAAAGAUGAGUGGGAAGUCAUAGCCUCAGACGUAACUGAUCCUGUCAUUGAAACAAUUGAUCUUCCAGCCAUGGUGGAUGCUUUAUCUCGCUCCUUGGAAGAAACGGAGCAGCAGAUACAUAUAGCUGAGUCCCAUGUCUCUGUUACUACGAAAUCCCAAAUGGUUGUUGGGGUUGCUAUUAGUGGUUAAAUAUUGGAUUAUGAUGUUUUUAUAAUGUGAACUCUAAGCUAUGUAUAUCUUACUUUUCUUUUAUGUAUAAUAUAUGCCCUAUGCAAUAAUGUAAAUUUGAAGUUUGAUUGAACAUAAAUGUAUGAUGGAGGGUUUAUU